GUCAGCCACCACCUUACGAAAUUUCAGUCAGUUAAAAAUUAAAUCUACUUUCCUUAUUUGUAACAUAACUUUAAAUAUAUAAAUGCUGAGACGAGACACAAUUCACAGGGAAACCUUUUAUUUGAUCUUGGGGCCCAAUUAAAUAAAUUAAAAAGAAGAGAAAAAAAAAGGCGCAAACAAACAAACAAACUCGUUUCCCUUCUUCCAAGUUCCGUGGUUGCCGUACGCUUCUCUGUCUCUCCCAGCAGUCCCAUAACUCCAACAACCACACGUUUUCUCAGAAUUGAAAUUGAGCCUUGCAGUUGUAGAGUUGAUUUGUGCAUAUAAUUUUCGAGGCCUUUACAAGUAUGCUAAGAAGAGGUGUAUUCUCAGCUUUUAUUGUUUCUUCUUCUUUGAAAUUCUUCUCUUCUUCAACUUCUAAUGUGCUCAAAGUCGGGGAUAUCUUAAGCCAUACAAGAAUAUUUACUAGUGAAGAUGUGUUGGAAUACUCCAAGGUGAGUCAUGACUCGAAUCCGCUGCAUUUUGAUUCUGCAUUAGCCCGGCGUGCUGGAUAUGAAGAUCGUCUUGUUCAUGGGAUGCUUGUUGCUUCAAUGUUCCCUCUUAUCAUUUCCUCUCAUUUUCCAGGGGCCAUCUACGUAUCGCAAAGCUUGAAUUUUAAGUUACCAGUAUACGUUGGAGAGCAGAUCAUUGGCCAGGUAGAAGCAGUCAACUUGAAAGAAAAUAAGAAGAGAUACCUGGCAAAAUUCAGAACAUUGUGCUUGAGGAACGGCGGGGACCUUGUUCUUGAGGGUGAGGCAAUGGCCAUUUUACCUUCUGAUUUUCAUCCCACAGACAGAUAGAAGCUUACUGUUGAAGAUAGUGUAUCCAUUUUUUAAGUUUCAAGCGAGAUCGGAGGGAUUUCUGCCUGCCAAAGACGUGGCUGAAGAAACUGUUUUCCAUCUGAGAUCAUUUGAUUUCUUCUUUGUCCUCUCUCAUCUGGACUUUAUCAUCUUCUUUGAAUCCUCAGUUGUCGACAAUCUUACUCACUGCUGGUGGCGGUUGUUGAUUCUGGGCGACGGAGAUGAUCUCCCAGAGAGUCAGUCUCCAUUUUUCACUUCUUCUCUUACUGAUGGGAUAUUGACAAUAUUUCUCUUGUAUGUCGUCAUCUGGGCCUGUUUCGUUUAAUAUACUUGCCAAUCUUGAAACUGCUCAUUAUCAAUAGAGAUUAACAAAAUGAAACAGAUUUUCUGGCAGAGGGAGAAAGAGAGAGAGAGGUACUUUCUAACAACCACAAGUUACAGCAUUAUGAAUUGCAUUUUUAUUCUAUUGUCUUGUGUUCAACGAGACAUCCAAGCAACUUAAAAAUGUAAUCGAAGUUUAAGAAUCAGAAGAGUCUGAUUCAGUAAUACUCCUAUUGCAGGGAAUAAUUUGCCCCUUUGAGAGCAUGUUCUCUAGACCCUUAACUACCCUACCCAUAAACUCGGAAAUGCAAUUGGGCAAAAGAAAAAAAAAA
Molecule: messenger RNA, 1492 nt
Organism: Momordica charantia (bitter melon)
Lineage: Eukaryota; Viridiplantae; Streptophyta; Magnoliopsida; Cucurbitales; Cucurbitaceae
Product: hydroxyacyl-thioester dehydratase type-like protein
Biological process (GO): fatty acid biosynthetic process
Cellular component (GO): mitochondrion
Molecular function (GO): (3R)-hydroxyacyl-[acyl-carrier-protein] dehydratase activity
Source: RefSeq, a predicted model, not a curated record